This is a messenger RNA of Carassius carassius (crucian carp), 1470 nucleotides long. RefSeq names its product TLC domain containing 1 (gene tlcd1). The record is from RefSeq and is a predicted model, not a curated record. Bases 467 to 1222 code for a protein of 251 amino acids. Gene Ontology annotation, biological process: phospholipid homeostasis; plasma membrane organization; regulation of membrane lipid distribution. Lineage: Eukaryota; Metazoa; Chordata; Actinopteri; Cypriniformes; Cyprinidae. The transcript is spliced from 4 exons. Gene Ontology annotation, cellular component: plasma membrane.
UCUCCACGCACCCACACACACACACACACACACACAGCUGAUGCGACUCUAUCACUACAUGCAUGGUGCGUUUUGCUGGAUCGUGUAAUACAGGGAGGGAGAUGGACACAAAAAGUUGAAGUGAAAGAUUCACUCAUCAUUCCUUGUUAUAACACUCACGCAGAUCCCUAUAUCAUCAGCCAAUCAGUGUUCUGCCAACAGGUACUAUAACAGAUACCACACCUAUGACAGGCACCAGCACGUGGAGGAAGGGACGAGAAGGUGGAGAAUAAAUUCUAUGAGUACUGGUAUAAGGAAGACUGUCACCAAUUACAAGGAGAACAAGAAAGGCAGGGACUUGUUCAAGAACUUGAAUGCAAUUCAUGUGGAUUCUUUCGGAUAGGGCACAGAAAAUUUAGAUCUGCAAGGAAUCAACAAGGACUCGCUGUCUGAGAAGAGGAGAGACGCAGAAUAAAGAGUUUGGAGGAUGGACACAUGGCUGAAUAUAGUCCAGAAGCUUCCGGCCCUGUAUGUCUUGUGCUGUUCUGUAAUCUUCAGGAUCGUUCACAGGUUCCUGCAGACUGUGCCCAGACCCGGAACGGUGAAAGCAGACCCCUGGAGGACGUGGAAAUGGAGGAACCUCUCAGUGUCACUCGUCCACUCACUGCUGACUGGUAUCUGGGCCGUCGCCUGCGUCAUACAGCAUCCUGUGAUGGUGCAUGAAAUCCACUCCACCUACACCCCAUCAGCAUACAUGCUAGUCGUCGUCUCAUCUGGAUAUUUCAUUCAGGAUGCUGCUGACAUUAUCUUUAGUGGGUAUGCCAAAGCAUCUUGGGAGUUUUUACUUCACCAUGUUAUGGUGAUCUGGUGUUUCCUGUAUGCUGUGUUCACUCAUCAGUAUGUGGCAGGCUCAGUGGUGGCUUUGUUUGUGGAGGUGAACAGUGUGUUCCUACACACUCGUUUAUUGCUCAAACUGGCUAAGGUGGCCCAGAACUCUUUCAUCUACACCGUCAACAAACUGCUCAAUGUGGUGACCUACGUGACCUUCCGGCUUGGAGCACAGUUUUACCUCACCUGGUACCUCAUACACCACUACUCGACGUUGGAUCAUGCCCUCUACUUCCUGAUAACCAUGAUGCUCAUGAACAUCAUGAUUCUCAUCUAUUUCUACCGCCUCCUCCGAACCGACUUCUUCAGCAAGGGGCGUUCUCGCAAUAGUGCUCGUAAAUUUGCUGAGGACUAAACCAUCAGAGGCUGAUGUCAUUCGGUCCUAAACCAAAGACUGGAUUCAAGUGACUGUUAACACAUUUAUCCAGAAAAUGCCUGUACAGAAUGAGCAAACCUCACCAGAGAGAGUCUGAUGUGAAUCAGAGACAUUUAAAAAGUUUUCACUUCUUAGAAUAAAUCUUCAACUCUUCAAAAAAAUCUAACAAGGGUUAAGCCAAUCAUUUAAGGAUCCGUUAGCACAAAUGGGUUUUACACUGCGAUAAG